AUGAAGGAGCUACUUGACACGGAUCGGGUCAAUUUCCUGGUCUGGAGAUACCUCCUCGAAUCCAAUUAUCGAGAGACGGCUGCCAAGCUGCAAAAGGAGUGGAGGGUGCAUCAACCUCACAGACAGUUUGACUUUGCACCGCACGUGAACACCUAUGCCCUGGUGUCGCUCCUGAACAAGGGUCUCAUUUAUGAAGACUAUCAGAGGCAAUUUGCGGUCGCCCAUGAGACAACCCGCGACGGACCGGCACCUGUCGAGACGGGUGUGAAGGGAGUAUUUGGGCCACUAAGAUUCCAGCCCGAAGUGGCCGACGAAGAUGAGGAGGACGACGAGGAAUCUGAGGUGGACGCAGAGGCCGAGGAAAUCGAAAACCCACGAAAGCGGACGGUCGAGCGGCAGCACCACCGCGAAUUGUCGCAUGGGUCCCCCGCAAAGAGACCGCGGCUCAGCAACGGCUUCGAGAAUGGGCCCGAUUCGGCAGCCACGCCAAUGGACCUUGACCACCACGGCCACCCCCAACCAGAAAAUAACCACGCUUACCCGUCACCGCUCGAGGGCGAGCAGGCCGAGUCCCCACUCCUGCGCACUGAAGGCCCGUCGCGCGGCACCCAAGUUGAAAAGGUGCGAGACCUGACACAGGGCACCAUGUUUCUGCGCCUGGGCGCCGAAUCUGCAGAGGCGACAGAGGCCCCCGAAAACCCUCUCGUGCUUCUAUGCGAGUGGAACCCUCGGGACCCAUCCCUCUUGGCGACGGCUGGCACAGACGCGCUAGCCUGCAUUUGGACGCUUCCUGGUGGACCCGCUGCCCCGGUCACUGAGCUUGGUCACGUGGAUACUACCAGUCGAUCAUCGAUGAAUAUCGUUGAGGACGAUCUGCCCAAAAGUGCGACGGUCUCGGCAAUGGCAUGGAGCUCGAGCGGUGAUUUCAUUGCUCUUGGCACCGAGCUUGGUCUAAAGUCGCGUGUCAGCAUCUGUUCGGCCGAUGGAACCAGCCUGCAGCGUUUCGACGGACUCGACUCACCCGUCACCAACCUUUGCUGGAGCCCUAACAACAGCUUUCUCCUCGCCAUCAGUCCGGAGGUGAGCAGUGGGCCCUCUAAAACGUCCACCUUGAUCCACAUUUCGUCUCCCUCGAUGGUGAACUCGAUAUCGCAUAUCCUCGACCACGACCUCCGCGCGUACAGCCUAGACGCAGCGUGGAUCAGCGAGACCGAGUUCCUGCUUUGUGGUGGCGAUUUGUUGACUUCCUUCCGCUGCACCGGGCAAGGUAUCGUACAAGGGCAAAAGUUUGAAACCGCAAAAGACGAGCGCUUCAGCCUCGUCGAGUUUGACUGGAGGUCUAAACUAGUUGCUACGGCUAGCGACAAGGGUUACAUCGACGUGUGGGAUGAAGCUGGCCACCGUCGCUCGAUUCCCGCUCACGAUGGCGGUGUUGCUAGCCUCAAAUGGCAGCCGUUACAGGCCGACCCAGCCGGGGAUGAAAGACUCUUGGUGUCUGGGGGUGAAGAUGGUGCUGUUUUGGUGUGGAAUGUUCGCAGCCCAGAGAACAAGCCCAAAUACUCCAUCACCAUGCCGCCGCCACUCGCAGUCCAUAACCUCUCCAUGAGUCCCGAUGGAGCGCUCAUCGCCGUGGCCACACACGACAGAGUGCUAAUUUGGAAAAUUGGCGAUCAUGCCACCCCAAUGGCCAGCUGGGUGCCACAAUCGGGUUGGCAGAGCCCUAGUAGCUCUAGCACCGAUAACGAUGAAGCGAUCCCUUGUCUCGGGUGGGACUCGGAGGGCCAACGCCUAGUCUACGGCUUGGAAAACAAGCUUGCCGUCAUCAGCCUUCAAGAACAGGAAAGGUGA
Dichotomopilus funicola is the source of this 1848-nucleotide messenger RNA. Its product is annotated as WD40-repeat-containing domain protein. Gene Ontology annotation, biological process: regulation of transcription by RNA polymerase II. Gene Ontology annotation, cellular component: Set3 complex. The record is from RefSeq and is a predicted model, not a curated record. Lineage: Eukaryota; Fungi; Ascomycota; Sordariomycetes; Sordariales; Chaetomiaceae. Gene Ontology annotation, molecular function: protein binding; transcription corepressor activity. The coding region runs from base 1 to 1848 and encodes 615 amino acids. The transcript has 6 exons.